Messenger RNA from Etheostoma spectabile (orangethroat darter), 1128 nucleotides. Its product is annotated as secretory phospholipase A2 receptor. The transcript is spliced from 6 exons. The coding region runs from base 102 to 1121 and encodes 339 amino acids. The record is from RefSeq and is a predicted model, not a curated record. Lineage: Eukaryota; Metazoa; Chordata; Actinopteri; Perciformes; Percidae.
CAGAGAGGACGACCCAGAGCAGCGUCCUGUCUGAAGACACAGAGAGGACGACCCAGAGCAGCGUCCUGUCUGAAGACACAGAGAGGACGACCCAGAGCGAGAUGGACAGACUUCUUCUGCUCAUCAUGGCUGCAUCAGGGCUGAGUGCUGUCUCAUCAGCUGCUGGACGUCAGUACUAUUUUGUGUAUGACAGGAAGAACUUUACUGAAGCCCAGAGAUACUGCAGAGAGAGACACACAGACCUGGUCUCUGUAGACCACAUGGAGGUUAUGAAGAUCCUGAACACCACCGCAGAUCUAGACCAGAUGUUCUACUCCAAGAACAGCUACAGAGCCUGGAUAGGACUGUCCGGUAACAGCUGGAGGUGGUCCCUAUCAGACCCAGGUUUCUACAAACCCGGGGAGACGGACUUCAGACGAUGGGGGUCAGGAGAACCAAACAAUGGAUACAGUGAAAAAGUCUGCACAUGGAUACGCAUUGAUGGGUACUGGGUCGACGACAGUUGUGACAGAAAACUGGCAUUUCCAGUGUGCUCAGAGGUCAGAGGGUCAAAUGUCACUUUUGUCCUCGUCAACUCCUCCUCUAUGACAUGGACUGGAGCCCAGAACUACUGCAGAACCCGCUACACAGACCUGGCCAGUGUGAGAAACAUGGCAGACCACCAGAAGAUACAGGGGAUGCUAAGUGUUGGAUAUUUCUGGAUUGGCCUCUUCAGGGACCCCUGGAAGUGGUCUGAUGGUAGUUCCUCCUCAUUCAGCUUCUGGAAGACCGGGCAACCUGAUGUCAACAACGGGAACCAGACCUGCGUGGCUGCAGACUUCAGCCAAUCAGGAGCCUGGGAGGGCUGGCCAUGUGACAUGGAGAGAGCGUUCAUUUGCUACGGUCCAGUGGUUCCUGUUACAAAGAAAGUGAUGAAAGUGAAGUUUAAGAAGAAGGGGGACGUGGAUCUGAAUGACCCUGCUGUGAUGGCGGCCAUGUUGGAGCAGCUCCAACAGAAGCUGAGGGCCCAGGGGAAGGACCCCAACAUCAAGCUGAGCUGGAGGAAGCAGGCCGAUGGACAGGUCUUCCACAAGGAAGACCAGAAGACCACCAAGAGGAGGAGGAAGAGGGACGAGCUGUAAUGUGGAG